Messenger RNA from Osmia lignaria (orchard mason bee), 9346 nucleotides. RefSeq lists its product as uncharacterized. Gene Ontology annotation, biological process: regulation of DNA-templated transcription. Lineage: Eukaryota; Metazoa; Arthropoda; Insecta; Hymenoptera; Megachilidae. Gene Ontology annotation, cellular component: cytoplasm; nucleus; transcription regulator complex. Gene Ontology annotation, molecular function: protein dimerization activity; DNA-binding transcription factor activity. The record is from RefSeq and is a predicted model, not a curated record.
GCACCGCUACGGCGGCAGUUCGCGUUCGACUACCGUGCGCGUUGCGUCUCACUGUACGUGCGUCUAUUUCUGGCAAGUGUUUUCGCUCCGAAUCAACACGGCCACGCUGAAAAGCCUAUCAAUUCGCGUGAAUCUACACCGUGUCAUUGACAAUUAAACGUCGUUCAUUAACAAACUGUGAAGUGUGCCAACAAAUACGAAACUGGAUUAUACCGUGCGCGUAAUAUAAAUAAGGAUAUACUCGAGGAUCGUUCGAGGCUGACGUUUAAUAAUAAAAUAUAAAAGUCCGCCUACGUAUACCGUGUGUCCUAUAUGGUAAAUGCAUAGUCGACGAGUAUUUUCUACGUUCUAAAAGACAUUUAGUCUAAAGAGAUUUAGUGUGUCAAGGCCGAAGAUUCGUCGGAGUAACAUUGUGUGCGAGUCUCGCUUUAUCACACGAUGUAACGGAAGGUCGUCGAGGAGCAGGCGGUGGAGGCGGAGGAGUCCAUCCUGUGCAUCACGGGCCACGGUUAAAUGUUAUUGAUCGUAGCCGUCGAUCGAUGCCCUCUCGCGAUCGCUGCGAUUCGCACGGGUUACGGAUUUCCUGCUGCGUCGUCGGCAUCUAGAACACGGUGUCAAGGUCGAGUAAUCUGGCGAACGGAUCGAGGAACGAAUUCUCGCGAGCCACGCGAACCAAGGGGGACGUUCGACUCGCACUGCUUUCAUCAAACGUGUUAAUUUCGAAUCGUUAUUACGCCCGUAAGAAACAAUAAAUUUGUGCUUCGAACGAAGGAAUGCGACGCUCGUUUAACCUAUCGUUGCGUCUUACAAGGACGAUACGUUUCAGUAUAUUUUCUUUUACGAAAACAAGGCCGGCAACGCGUCGCAUCUUAAUCGCCGAUGCGUAAUACGUGCAACAGGGACUAACGUAACAAUUUGGCGGGAUAAGGGAACGGAUCAUCGUGGUCGUCGAAAGUUAAAGACAUUUAUUUUUUUCCCUUCUCCGUUCUUCGUUUUCUCUCUUGCCACUGAUCCCGCCGAAUGUUUGCUCGCCAUUCGACGCAGAUAAAGACACUUUUUAUCUGUCCCCGAAGAAACGAGGCAGCCAGCGAGCGAUCGAACGGGCGAGAUUAACCGGCGACCUGGCUAAUUUUAAUUCGCCCAACAAACAAGCCGCCGAGUUGUUGUCGCACGAUAACGUACAGACGCGCCACGAACGCUACGUCGAUUUUCUCGCUGUUUGCCCGACGAUCGGUUCUCCAAUAUGGCGAACGACGCCGAGGACGAGUCCAGUGUUUCGAACGUUUCAUCCUUCGUUUGAAUGACACAGUUUCGUUUCGCGGCGUGGAAAAGAAAAGGGAUAGUGAUUAAAGAGAAACUCGGUGUUAUUAAACGAUCGAUGGAACACGGUACGAUCGGUGACGAUGAUCUAUCGAAUCGGUAUUUCCAUUGUAAACGCGCAACGGAACUUAAAGAUCGAAACGCGAACUAGUACGAUACGCAAUUGAAAGGAAUCACUGAUAUAUCGUAUCACGGAAGUCGUUCUAAAAGUGGUAGUAACAAUGUGGAGGGAACAGGAACAGAUACACCUGCACCCUCAGCAUCCGCAACAGCAAAUUCUUCAUCGCGGGAUCAUCGGCACUGUCGAGAGGAUGCAUCAUCGAUCCACCACCAUGGAUUUGCCUGGUCCAAGUAAUCCAAGGGCGUCGCGGAACAUGGCAGAAAAACAACGCCGCGACAAUCUCAACACAAACAUCUCGGCAAUGGCUACACUUAUACCCACGGUCGCCGAAAGUCCCAGGAAGAUGGACAAGAUAUCCAUCCUGAGGCUGGCAGCCGCCUUCCUCAGGAUGCGAUACGCACUCGGGCGAGGCACACUUGACUUUCUACCUCGGGAACUCGGCGAGUUGGAUCUGGAACAGUAUAUCGUCGACAACUUGAUCGGAACUGGGGGGUUUUUUCUCGUGCUCACCACUACCGGGAAAAUAGUCUACGUCAGCCGGCAAGUCCAGGAACACCUUGGUCACGCUCAGGCGGAUCUGCUCGGCCACUCCCUGUACACGUUCGUCCAUCCGAAGGAUCACGACGAACUGAACAAGAACCUCACCCCGGACGAGAUGCAAGGAGUGGUGAGUUCGUCCACGUCGCAGAUCACGGACGGCCUGAACGAUAAUUCCAUUUCCUCGGAGGACUCGUCGUCCUCGAACAACGAGAGGAGACCGUUCCGCGAGCAGAGGCGAAGUUUCGAGCUGAGAAUAUUGCAUCGUACCGCGUCGAGACGGGAACACACGCAGUACGAAUGCCUCGAAGUUUCCGGGAUGCUUAGGCUCGCGGACGCUUGCAAAAAUCCUGAAUCAAAUGCCAAUCGAAUGAGACAUCGAGAAGUCAGUUCGACGAGCAACGACAUCGUUUUCGUGGGUGUAGCAAGGGUAAUGAUGAAACGUCCGAUCACGGAAAUAUCCAUAAUGGAUGCGAACAAGGACGAGUACGUGACGAGACACUUGGUGGACGGCAGGAUUAUUUAUUGCGACCACAGGGUAUCGGUGGUCGCCGGUUACUUGUCCGAGGAGGUGUCAGGUUUGAGCGCCUUCAGUUUCAUGCACAAGGACGAUUUCAGGUGGACGAUGAUCGUUCUGCGUCAGAUGUACGAUCGCGUAGAGACCUGUGGAUCAUCUUGUUAUAGGCUACUAUCGAAAACGGGAGAAUUUAUUUAUUUACGUACGCACGGCUACUUAGAGUUCGAUAAGGACACGCAAACUGUUGAAUCUUUUGUGUGCAUAAACACAUUAGUAUCGGAAGAGGAGGGUAUUAGACUGGUUAAACAAAUGAAGAAGAGAUUCUCAGCCACCGUGUCCGAUACAACGCGAACGAUGAUCCAGUGCAAGGACGACGCAUCGUUCGAUCUGGGCACCGACUCGCAGCAAUCGAACUCGAAGAGCAGCGUGGAAGAUCCGUCACAGCUGGAAGAUGCCAUCACACAUUUGGUUAGCGAUUUGUCGUCGUCCGUGUCCGAGGAUCAUAUGUCGGAUAGCCCGGUACCUAACGAACAGUACGCGAAGGCCGCUAUGGUAUCGCAGCAUCUACCACCGGCUGCUACACAAGCUAGUAAAUUAGGCAUCAAGAAGAUCGAUCACUAUUUAGUGGUGCAAGGUAAAGGCAAUCGAACUCCGAAGCAAACGUCUAAAACGAACAAUGAUAAAUACGAGAAACAAAGGAACCCGAGGUCUAUCGGAAAAACGAUAACGAUCCACGAUGUAACGCAUAUUCAAGAUACGAAGGAUCCGAAGAUUUCAGCACCGUUGAACGAGGUGAUUGUUGCUAAUAAUACCAGUGUAGAACGGAGCAUAAAUGUUCCAAGGGAUCCUGGAACGUCUCAUCCGAACGUCUGUAGGAAUUUCAAUAUUCUGAGUCCUGCUGCGGUAGUCAAUGAACCUAAGAGCAUCGUCUCCAGCUCGUUGCAUGAAAGUCCUUGUGACAUCAAGGUAGAACACGCGAUUGAUGUGUUCAAGCGUCAACAGGAACCCAUAAUAGAGUAUCAUGAGAGCGGUAUAGCGGAUAAUAGCAUCGCUUCAGAUGCUAAAACGAGUCAUCAGUACUCGCUGAAGAGGAUAUACAGCGACGAAGAUAUUAGGACGAGUUGCAAUAAAAAGAGGCACAGUAAUGUCACUUAUGUGUCAGAUAAAAACGAUGAACCACAAAAUGUUUCCUAUGUCGAUUGCAGACCUUUUGUUACCGAAGAAUACUUGGAUAUACCGACCGACUUCAACCAGUACAGUAAUAUUGGCUCUCAGUCGUUGAAGCUUGCAGAGUCACCGAAUUCAACCUUGAACGAAGGCAUCGUGGAUUAUCAGCAAGUGGAUUCCAGCGUGCCACUGUUACCACCGAAUCCGGAUGACGAGUUCAUUCAUGAUCUGAAGGAUGACCCUUUGCUGAGUCCAAGCCUGAACGCCAAUCCAGAUAUUAUAAUGAAAAUAUUCGAUGACCUCAGGCAUGUACCUAUUUUUGAAAACUCCUUCAACGAGACGAAAGUACAACUAGCAGAUAACAAUGCAAUCAAUAAUGAGAUAAAAAGGAAACACUUACAGCUAAUGAAUAGCAUAUCGUUACAAGAAUCGCAACUGAACGUUCUGGCACGAGAUUUAAAGAACCCAGCUUUACAGGCAAAACGAGGAAGUCUAACGCCGUUACAGGCGGAGCAUAAUAUGCAAAAACAGAUUCUUGAAACCUUGCAACAAGAUCAUCAUAAUAUUCAAAUAAACAUAAAACACAAUAUCGGUGUAUAAAAGAGUGAAAUCUGAGAAUCAUAAGUUCAAGAUGAUCUUAACAAAGUAUUUCAAUAUAAAUUGACAAGAUAACUGAUCCAGGAAGCACGUGUUGACGUACGUGGAAUUGCAUAUUAAAUAUUUCAGUGAGAAUCACUGUAACUCAUUCCUCUGCAAGUUAUCAAUGACACAACAAUGAUAAUCUGAUAAAGGAAAAUGUAACUAUGGUUACAUCGACAAUCGACGACACUAUAAUGUCGAGACCCAUGUAUUAUUCUGUAACUGAAGAAGUAAAAAGAUAACAUUGAUUGUUAACAGAAAAUCGAAGAUAGAAGUUAAAAAAAAGAAAUCCUCGAGAUAAUCAGAUAUAAAUAUCCAGUCUCCAUUGUUAGGCUGUUUUGAAAGCCGAAUUAUAUGAACGUUGUACAUCGUCACAUAUUUGGCCGAAAUACGAACUGCUCGCAUACCGUAACUCGUGUGAGUUUUAUUGUAAAUGACGGCUAAGUUUUACGUUUUUCAAAGGUCCAAUGUUACGCAACUUUCAAAUUUUAUGAUAACAAGUUUGUAGAUAGUGUGGACUCGAUUUUUAAACGACCGCGCUAUUCGUUCAGCCUUCUGGACUGUUUUACACUUGGUCAUUGUUUAAAUGGGGAAUGAAGAAAAGAUAAUACUGUUUCCAUGUUGAAUAGAUCACGAUAUGUGCGCAUACAUAUGUCGGAUGGAUACAGCACCAGUUCAGUUUAAAUCCUGCGAGCUUGUAGGGUAUCAAGAAAUUUGGAUUUGAAUCUUUCCAAUGGAAGCAAGAUGGCAGUACAAAAUUUGUGUUUCGAACAAAAGAGAUAUGCUUUUAAGAAGAAACGUAUUAUAAAAUGAAGAAUAUUAGAUACGUGGUUGUAUCUAAUUUUUAUUAUUGUUACAGGAGUAUGGUAACAAUGAAAUCAUUGACUGUAAAUGUUUCAAACAUUAUUCUUUUUUUUCUCUCUCUUUUUAAAAUAAUCUUCUACAAAAGGGUAUGGACUGCUUUCUUCUUUGUCCUUCUCCAGAGGUACGCACUAUUUUUUUUUUAUUUUUUAUUUUUUUUUUUUUUUUUUUUUUUUUUUGAAGCACCUUAACCUGUUAUUUUUAUAAAUAUUUUACUUCAUUAAAAAACGUAAAGUAGUAAUGAAAAUUAUUAAAUUUCAAAUGUUAUUAUCUCGUAUUUUGUUAUGCAAAACUUUGAAACUUUACUGGCCUCGUUAUCCACCCAAUAUUAUGUUGCUUUAUAUUAUUUUAUUAAUUAUUUAGUUAAGCUUUAGUAUCUAUUAACUUGAGUAGUAAAUGGAAUUACCAUAUUUGGCUGAUGUGUAAUUAUGGUAUAUAUAAAGACACAUAGGCCGAUUACAAUUACUUCUUUUUUUUUUUAAGAUACAGUUGACAAAACCGUAAAUAAGCAUAAUCAAGUAAAUGAAUCUGCGAUUCAAUGUAAAAAUGUUAAAAAUCUAUAAAAUGGAGUUGCGCGUAUGGAAGAUUAAUUAUGAACGCGCGUUCAUUGUGGACAUAUGCAACAUAUAUAGAGAUAUAUAUAUAUAUAUAUAUAAAUAUAAAUAAUAUAUUGUUUACAAAUACGAACACAAAGUAGAUAUGUGCAGUAAGAUCCAUUCAUCCGAUUCUCAUUGUUAGUCAAGUGAACCGGGAACUUGACGGAAUUUCAUGGCCGAUUUUUUCGAAAACCGAGCCUUGAAUGAAAGAAAAAAAUAUGUCAUCUCACAUUUUCAAUUUAAUACUGCACAAGAAAUCACCUCCUUUCCGCUUGUACCAUAAUUUUCGGUACACCAUAUAUACAGAGCGUCCCAAAAAGAUUUUCUAAUUCUAAAACUGCAGAUUUUUCAUGUCGAAAGAAAUUAGAAUUUAUUCGAAAAAUUAAAAUAGCAGCUAAAGUCAUUUUAUUUCACAAUAUAAAUUAUUUUUCCUCUUAAUUUUUGGGAGGGUAGCAUCACCCCUUUUGGAUUCUCCAAGUUUCUCCAACCCACACACCCUUUUAACGUAAAUUCAAGGUUCCAAAGUGCAAAGUUUUAUUAAGCACAACACUUUUCAAAUUGCAAAAUUAAAAAAACAGAAAUAUAAUUUAUUUCUCACAAAAAUCUGUAGCUUUUAGAUAGUGUAACGUUUUUGAGGCACUUCGUAUAUGUAUCAUUUAGUUCCAUUUUCCUAUGUACAACUAUAAAUAAGGCUGAUACUGUAAAUAAGAAUUCCGUACAUCUCAAUCUAAAUCGAUAGUUGACCGAUUAAGGGAAUGACCGAUUAUUAUUUUUUCUUUUGUGAAUUUCUUUCAUCGUUCAUUCGUAUAAUUGUACAUCUAUUUGCAACUCGUGUGCUAUUCCCCAAAUAUAUAGUAAAGAAGAGUUUCUUUUUUUUCCUUUUUUUCUUUUUCAUGCUCCUGCGUAUACUAAUACAAGUCACGAUUAUCAGGUAGGGUUUAGAGUAGUAGUUAACAAAUGAUGUUCUUAAUGUAUGGACAGACCAUCCGCCGUUUUAACGUGAAUUCAUGGUUCCAAAGUGCAAAGCAUUGUUGAGCAUAAUAUCAUUUUUUCAAAGUAACAAUAUUUUAUAAGCUUGAUGACAAAAUUCAAUCCAAACUAUCUAUAAAUAUAUUUAUUUUAAUUCUUAUCCUUGAAACGAUGCUUUGAACGAGCAAGAAUUAAACGAAAUUGCGAGAAGAGGGAAUAUUACCUGCGUAUAAUACUUCUUAUAUAUGUACACAUCAUAUGUUCAUUGUAAAAAAAAAAAAAUGAAUUAUCGUUAACUCGUUUUUAUGUCAUUUGACAUCGAUGUCAAGCGUAGUGAGGUUGAUCGUCACUGGAACAAUAUAUUAUUCUAUUUCAAAGGUUUAGGGAGUGUAAUUGUAAAUGUACGAUAUAUUAAGGCAAUUGCUUGGAUAACAAGAAACUUGUGCUCAGUUAUUUCAUUGUUUGAGAAGGGUGUGACUAUCCUUGCCUCAUGAUCGCUCGACGUUGAUUAAGAAAGAUUUAAAACUUUUUUACAUGAUUAUUAUUAUAUAUACCGUUUAGGAAACGAUUAAUAAAACCCACACGCGUGUAAUUGUUCGAUUAUCAUCGUGAAUGGGACGUUUUAGUUAAGCGAAUGGCAGAUUUUCUAAUUCGUCAUGAUCAUUAUAGUACAAACAGCAAGUUUCAAGUGUCUGUGUUUAGUGUCACUGUUUCUCUCGAUCCUUUUGAAUCUAUCUUAUAAGGAAGGUGCACGAAAUUUUGUAUAUUAAUUUCAUUUAAUUUUGUGCAAUUAUAGAAUACACCGUAUGUAAUAAUUCUGGAAAAUUAUUGGAUCCACUUUGGAAAUUAAUUAUACAAUUUAGGUUUGUUAUAAAAUCAUGCGACCUUCUGUAAUAAUUCUCCAAAGUGUAUUUUAUAAUUUACAAAAAGGAAAAGGGAGGAAAAAGUUAAAUUUGAAGAAGUUAUUAAAUUUUCAACACCUCCAUGACUUUGGAUGCUAAUUUCCAAAUAAUCCAUUCUAUAAUUUUGCAGAAUUAUUGUUUCGGGGCUUCUUUAUAAAUAUCAAAAAUUUAAACAAAUUUGAUGUUCUAUUCUCCUGGAUUUUCCUUGUAAAGAAAAUUGUUCAUGGUGUUUCGCGAUUCGAGCUUACAAACCCCACCGUGCUCAUGUUUUUGUAUGUCUCAAACGUGUACGUGGAAAUGAAUCAUUGAAAAAGAAAUUGUAAAUCGAGCAAAAUAUAUCCAUGAUAGUUAAAGAAUAUUACGAUACAUGUACGAGUGAUUCUUCGUGUGUUACCUUGAAGAACAAAAAACAAAAAAAAUACUACACGAUGGUAAGAUUAAUUCUUUGAAAUGCUUGAGAAAAUUGUUGAUCGGUGAAGAGUGCAAUGUGACACAAACAGACGGCACUACAGAAUUCGCUAAACGUGUUUAAUCUUGAUAACAUUGUAAAUAUUACCUUUAUUAUACAUAUAUUUUAUACUCUGCUGUUUGCACAUAAGUGAUUUUUACAAUUUCUUUCUGUAAGUUAAACAUACGCUAAAAGAAAAAAAGCACAAUACAACGCGAUUAUGUGCGGUACAUCUUUCUUGUACGUUUAUACACGGUUUAUCGUUAGGAGCAAAAUACUGCGAGAAUGUUCUUUUGAAUCAUUGGCGCGGUCGAAUCAUGUUAUUCAGUUGCAUGAACUUGGAUACUUAUUUCAAUGCGAAGCGAUCAUUGUUCUCCUUUUUUUUUUUUCUUUUUGUCUCAUACGAUCUUGUAAAAAGAAGAAAGAAAAUAGAAACGGAUAAAAUUUAUUAUGCGUACCGUUAGUGAAAAAUUAUUACAGUAUUACGCUUCUGCGUAAAUGAACCGCAUAGUAAUAUAAUAAUUAUUACUAUUUAGAAUAAUCCGUUCGAGUCGAGAAAUCUUUACAAUGCAACAUAUAUGGGUCGUUUUCUGUUAUUUUAAUAUUACACGUUCAUAUUUCUUUUUUUUUAAUUAUUAUUGUUAUUAAACGUUCCUCCUUUUUUUUUUCAAAUGAAAUAAUACGAAAACGACACAUAUAUUUUCAUUCGUAUCACAUGUACAGAACGAAUUCGUCGAGUGAUUAAUCUUUGUACAGGUAUAAUUUAAAAAUUGUGUAACUCGAGUGCUUUCGUCGGGAGCAUUGAGCAGGUUGCAAAAAUUGUAGCUGGUAAGACCGCGAAUAUGAUUCGCAAUAUUUGAUGAGCUUCUCUGAAGAGAAAUGCACCUCUGAAUUUUUACCUCAUUGCUAUAUUUGACACACUGAGUUACGAUGCAUAAUAAAGAAGAAAAAAACAAAUGAUAACCGAUAAAUUAAAAAUAAUUUAUUGCAAUCGUUAUUAACAUACAUAUAUAGUUUCUCAAUGAAAAUUUUCUUGAAUAUUUUUAUAUGUAUUAUAAACAUUACUCCUGUGUGUAUAUGUGCUGCUCAAUUAGAAUGUACUAAUAAUAAUAAUAAAUAAUUAUACUAACACCAAUGUGUGUAAACGAACAGUGAUUGUCAUAAUACAAUUUAAGAGGUGUAUAGCUCUUCGUAGAUUGCCAAAGAAUGAUAGAAAAUAUAACCCAAUUCCGUUCCUCUGUUCUUCCAAAAGAGAAAAAAAAAAAAAAA